UCCAAGCAUCCAAGUCCUACAAGGGAGAGAGAGCAAGUGGUCUAUGUCUCAGGUCUCAAGGGUAGCCCCAAGCCAUGCCCCAGUACUUCAAGGUCAUGGGUAAGUAGGACAGUUACCUGCUAUAUCUCUAGGGCUGGUUUUACAAGGUCAUAGACAGAACAGCUAUCCACCACCAUGUCAUCUAUCAGAAGCCUCUCAUUAGUACCCAGCCCUGCUCUGGUCUCUCUCCUGACAUUUUCCCACUCCCAUCUUCUCUCUGUCCUCCAGCACCACCCUGAAUCUUUCCUUCCCCUCCCACUUCCACACACCCCAUCUAUGGACUUUCAGACAAUAUAAGAUAAUAUAAGUCCAAAUCUCUCCAUCUCCAAUGCUACUCCCAGCUUUGUGCCGCUUAAUUCUUUUUUAUUUGUGUGUAUAUGUAUGUGAUGUAUGUGUGCAUGCAUUUGUGUGUGUGUGUGUGUGUGUGUGUGUGUGUGUGUGUGUGUGUGUGUGUGUGUAUAAUUCAGGCUUGUACAUGUUAUGGCCUCCAUGUAGAGGUCAAAGGAUAAUCCAUGUAGAGGUCAUAGGUCCUGUGUUAAUCUUCAACUUUGUUUGAUACAGGUUCUCUUUGUGUUGGUUUUUGUGUUAGUUCGGUUGGCUUCUCCCAUUGCAUAUGUCAGACUAGCUGGCCCACGAGCUUCUAGGGAUUCUCCUGUCUCCACCCACCAGCCCCCUGUAGACUUGCUGGAGUUAGUCUGGCUUUUAUGUGGUUCUGGGGACUCAAGUUCAGGCCUCACGCUUGCAGAGUGAGUACUUUCACCCACUGAUCCAGCCCUUAGGCCUGUGCCACUAAAUCCUUAUGCUAAAAUUCUUUUGAGGAAGAAUGCCACCCAAGUGCCCCUUACCACAUACUCUUGUUAGCCCACCAUCCAAAGAUGUCAGCAACUGGCUGAUGGUCCAUUUCCUGCCCACCUCCAGACAUCACAAGACACUUCACGUCCAGGAGUUCCUGGUCUAGUAUUCAAUGACUUUGGAGCCUAAUCUCCUCCUGACUUUUCAUUCCAAUGAUGUUGAAUCCAGUCCUCAUGGCUGGUCCCUGGACUUGGACAUCUGGGCUUCUACCUGUUUUAAAAUUCUGUACAUUGGUCUCCACCCUCCAAUUGCUAGAGUUUGAAGGUGGUUUAUAUAAGUUUUCUAAAGGCCUAUGUGCUAGAGACCUGGUCCCUGGUGUGGUGGUUUUGAGGAAGUCGGACCUUUCCAUGGUUGGACAUAGUGGAAGAUGGUUGGUUCACUGUUCAUUAGGGGCACUGCCUCAAAGAGGAUUGACCCAGGUUUGCUUGUGGGACCCAGGCAGCUCUUGAGAAAGGGCCAUUUUUAAAGCAAGGCCAUCGGCAAGUCCUUGCUCCUUCUUCACAUGGCUGUUUCCCUUCUCAUUUCUCUACCACAUCAUGAUACAGACAAAGGGAACCUCACCGGAAGCUGAAAAGAUGGUGCUACCCAAUCUUGGAUUUUCAACAUUCAAAACUGUCAGCAAAAUAGAUCUCUUUUCUUUACAAAAUAGUCAGCUUCAGUUGUCUUGUUCAAGCAAAGGAAAACAGAUUAACAAAGCAACUUUAAUCAGCCUUCCCUCAACUUUAUCCAUGUCAUGUUCACUCUUUCCUCCUCUGUGACAUAAAGACGUUCAAUGACCCAAAUUCUUUCCUCAGCCUACCUGUCCCUCUGAUAUCAUUUCUUCUUUCUAUAUAAUUAUGCGGUCAGUCGCCCAGUCAUUUUCUCUAAAGCACCAGGAAUUUCUUUGGCACCCUCUCCUUCUCACUCCUGCCUUUAGAUCCCCCCAAACCUCCUGUAUAAUCCAGCACAGGAUUCCUUCCAAAUACAUAAUUGAACAUCAGCUGAAAUGAGAACCAGACCCUCAACUCUGCCUAGCAAUCUCUUUACACCUUGCUGGCCAGGCAUUUGCCCAGAGCAAUGAGCUUACUCUAAACAUGGAGGGUUUUCUCUAUCAGCAGCCAUCUUUAUCUAGGGUAUCCCAGCAACCUCACGAAUUCAGUUCAUCCAAAAGUAAACUUAGUGUUCCCGCCAUAAUCCCAUCUCAGUGAACAUUAUGAUUUCCGGCAUCUGAAAUUAAUUAUCAGAGUCAGCCCCAGUCACUGCAUACUUGUUAUAAUGGUAUUUGGCCAACUGAGGCAGGAGAAUCACUAAUUAAAUUCCAAGCUUGAUCCAUAGUAAGAUCCUGUCAGGAAAAAAAAAAAAUCCCACUUCUUCCUUUACUCUCAAAUGUCAAUCAAUUACCAUUCCCUCUCAACCCCACCCUAUUCUACACAUCACCACGUUCAUCUUUCCCACCUGGACCGCUCUGCUACCCCUGUAGUUAGCCUUAUCAACUCGUUUCAACUUGGUCCUUUUGCUACUUUUUAAUUAAAAAAUAAUUACAUCAUUUCCCUCCGUUCCCUUUCUUUCCUCCAACUCCUCCCACACCCACUCCACCCCUCACCCCUACUCCCUAUCACUUCCUGACCUCCUCUUCUUUAAUUGUUAUUGUUACAUACAUAUGCACACAUAUGUCAAAUACAAGCUGCUGUGUCUGUUCAGUGUGGCUUGCGUGUACAUGAUUUCAGGGCUGACCACUUGGUAUCGGAUCACCAGUUAGAGGGCUCCUCCCCCCAGGUAGACCACUUCCUCUUCUCUCAGAAUCAACUUGAUAUUUCUCUCUGCUCUUUACUUAAGAUUCAUCCCAAACUCCUUGGUCUAGCACACAAAGCUAAACAGAAUCCAGCCUCUGUCUGGAACUAACAAUUCCCUAAAGACUAUAAAAAAUAUCUUUUCGUUUCUACAUUUAUUUAGCUCCACAUCUUCCAUUUCUGUGUUUAACGUAGUACACUAGACAUAGUACCCAUACACUGUGUCAUCAGUCAAGACAAUACAUAGGUGUCAUAGCUAUGGAAAGAAGGGCAAAUUACCAAGGAUAUAGUUAUUUAAAUUACAUGCUUUUUGGUUCUCAUGGGAUAAAAUACCUGUUUCUGUAUCUAAUAAUCCUGCAUCCACCUUCGUGGUGAGCCAGGCAGACGGGGCCCUAUCUCAGUCCCACUUAGCCUUCAACACUCUAUUAGCCCCUGCGCUAGAUAAUAACAGUAUGUUCAUAGGGUCUCUAGAUGAAAGAAAAGGGUUACUCACUCAAAAUUAAAAGUCAAAAUAAUGAACUUAAUAUAGAACUAAGCCCUACUUUAUGCACGAUAACAAAUAUCCUGAAGCAACACCGGGGGAUGUUAGGCAUUAAUUAUUUUUUAAAUCGCCCAAUUAUACAUCAUUUCAUGCUAAUCUAAAUGAUGCCAUUUCUCUCUCGGCAGACACCGCUCAACUCGAGACAACCCCCAUUAUCUGUGUAUAAAAAGCUCAAAGAACCCACAAGCCGGUGAUGUUUUGUUCUCCUUUGAAGUUACAGCUGCCCACAGACAAGCGGAACAUUAGGCCCGGCACCAUGUCUCUCCGGUUUUCUGGCGGAUCCAGGCACGUUGGCCUGCAGUCCGGAUCCCUGAGGCCACCCAGCGGAGGAGCAGGCUUUGCAGGCAGCAGCGCCGGCGGCGGCAGUUCGGCUACCGGUAGUGGAUUUUCUUGGGCCUUAGGAGGGACACUGAGCGGUGCUCCUGGUGGGAGCCAUGCCACCGGUGCCCUGGGAAAUGCUGCUGCUGUUGGCUUCUCUGGAAAUGAAGGGGGUCUCCUCUCUGGGAACGAGAAGGUCACCAUGCAGAAUCUUAACAGCCGCCUGGCCUCUUACCUGGAUAAUGUGAAAGCCCUGGAGGAGGCAAAUACCGAGCUAGAGAGACAGAUCAAGAAUUGGCAUGAGAAAUACGGACCCGGAUCUUGCCGUGGACUUGAUAAUGACUACAGCCGGUAUCAUCUGACCAUCGAGGACCUUAAAAGCAAGAUUAUCUCUUCCACGGCUGCUAAUGCUAAUAUAAUUCUGCAGAUUGAUAAUGCCAGACUGGCUGCUGAUGAUUUCCGACUAAAGUAUGAAAACGAACUCACCCUACACCAGAAUGUGGAGGCAGACAUUAAUGGGUUGCGCCGUGUCCUUGAUGAGCUGACCCUCUGCAGAACGGACCAGGAGCUGCAGUAUGAAUCACUGAGUGAGGAGAUGACGUAUCUCAAGAAGAACCACGAAGAGGAAAUGAAGGUUCUGCAGUGCUCAGCGGGAGGCAACGUGAACGUGGAGAUGAACGCAGCCCCGGGCGUGGACCUCACCGUCCUGCUGAACAACAUGCGAGCGGAGUACGAGGGCCUGGCGGAGCAGAACCGCCGGGAUGCCGAGGCCUGGUUCCAGGAGAAGAGCGCCACGCUGCAGCAGCAGAUCUCCAAUGACAUGGGUGCAGCCACCUCGGCCAGGACGGAGCUGACAGAGCUGAAGCGCUCACUGCAGACUCUGGAGAUUGAGCUGCAGUCUCUCUCAGCAACGAAACACUCGCUGGAGUGCUCCCUGGCGGAGACCGAGGGCAACUACUGCUCGCAGCUGGCUCACAUCCAGGCUCAGAUCAGCGCCCUGGAGGAGCAGCUGCACCAGGUCAGGACCGAGACCGAGGGUCAGAAACUGGAACACGAGCAGCUGAUGGACAUCAAGGCCCACCUGGAGAAGGAGAUCGACACCUACUGCCGCCUCAUAGACGGAGAUGGAAAUUCCUGCUCCAGCGCAAAGGGCUUUGAAUCUGGGAGCUCAGGGAAUUCACCCAAAGAUCUAUCCAAAACCACACUGGUCAAGACGGUGGUUGAAGAAAUAGAUCAGCGUGGAAAGGUUCUGUCGUCGAGGAUCCACUCCAUCGAGGAAAAGAUGUCCAAGAUGAGCAACGGGAAGGCUGAACAGAGGGUUCCCUUCUAACUCUCACACUAGGGGAGAGAAUAACUCCGGGGCGGAGCCCACACAGCGGCACUGUUCUACAUCUCAGGGAGAACUGAAACGCUUUCUACUAUUACAGAUGAGUGACCUUAGACAAAAUAUACCUGUUUUCUUUCGCAUGAUGUUGGGUGUUUCUGUUCCAAAUAAACAAAA
This is a messenger RNA of Peromyscus californicus insignis, 5020 nucleotides long. Its product is annotated as keratin, type I cytoskeletal 28. The record is from RefSeq and is a predicted model, not a curated record. The transcript has 8 exons. The coding region runs from base 3395 to 4849 and encodes 484 amino acids. Gene Ontology annotation, biological process: hair follicle morphogenesis; intermediate filament organization. Lineage: Eukaryota; Metazoa; Chordata; Mammalia; Rodentia; Cricetidae. Gene Ontology annotation, molecular function: structural molecule activity.